AUGAGCCUACAGAGGAUGGCCAUGGCCACCUUCCUCUACAUCAAGGUCUUCCUCGUCCUCCUGCACUGCAUCCCCUUCGUCUCGGCGGCCAGAUGGAGAAGACAGAAGAUCUUCAAGUUGUGCCUGGUGGGCUUGGCCGUGGCCUACAGCAACACUGUCUUCAUUGUCCUCAUUGUCAUCCUCGUCCUCCUGCUCUUCAACGCCAUCUACGGACCCUCCAACGAGGCCUUUCGCAAGCAGGUGGAAGGCACCAGCCAAGCCACGAAACGCUACGUGGAGGACAAUGACACACUGAGGAAGGUGCGGGACAAGAAUGAGACACUGAAGGCGAAGGUGGAGAAGCUAAAGGAGGAGCUGGCGGCCAGCAAGUGCAUGCUGGAGAAGGCAGAGAAUGAGAGGCUGCCAUGGGAAUACGACCGGCUGCUGGACUAGCACACCCCACUGCAGGCUGCCAACGACAGUCCUCGGGACAAGAAGGAGUGA
Molecule: messenger RNA, 483 nt
Organism: Pterocles gutturalis (yellow-throated sandgrouse)
Lineage: Eukaryota; Metazoa; Chordata; Aves; Pterocliformes; Pteroclidae
Product: B-cell receptor-associated protein 31-like
Biological process (GO): intracellular protein transport; endoplasmic reticulum to Golgi vesicle-mediated transport
Cellular component (GO): endoplasmic reticulum; endoplasmic reticulum membrane
Source: RefSeq, a predicted model, not a curated record